Molecule: messenger RNA, 609 nt
Organism: Fulvia fulva
Lineage: Eukaryota; Fungi; Ascomycota; Dothideomycetes; Mycosphaerellales; Mycosphaerellaceae
Exons: 3
Coding region: 1-609 (202 amino acids)
Source: RefSeq, a predicted model, not a curated record
AUGAACACCACCAUGGCAGGACGCGGCGCCUUCUACACCGACGACCUGGGCACCAGCUUACGCAUGGCCCAAGCAAUCGGCCUCACCUCCACUGCUUUCCUCGCCGGCAAAACCUUCGCAGCCAGCUUCAGCACCACCCGCGCCCUCCUCGAAGCCCCCGCACCCCUCCUCGCCAAACAAUGGAAGACCCAAUACGAAGCCGACAAGAUCGUAUCUCCAGCCAUCAGUCUCUUCUCGGCCGUCGUCUUCGGCUACAUCUCCUACCGUGAUAACGCUUGGACCAAAACCUCCAUCCUCUACGCCACAUCCAGCACCCUCCUCCUCUCCCUCGUGCCCUACACCUUCCUCCUCAGCGAGCCCAUCAACCAGAAACUCCUCCAGAAAGAAAGCACUCUCGCCAGCGUAUCCCCCACAGACUCCAAAGCGGAGGCCGGCAUUGCCAAGGAAGACAGCGUACACGGCCUCGUGGACAAGUGGGCAACUGUGAACUUCGGCCGGUUCGCGAUUGCGGCUGUUGCUGCGAUUGUUUCGACUUGGGCUGCGAUCGAUAGGGCUGAGGUUGUGCCUGCUGCGAUUAGGUUUGCGAGUGGAGCUGAUAGGAUGCGGUGA